Cynocephalus volans (Philippine flying lemur) is the source of this 930-nucleotide messenger RNA. RefSeq names its product outer dense fiber of sperm tails 4 (gene ODF4). The record is from RefSeq and is a predicted model, not a curated record. The transcript is spliced from 4 exons. Lineage: Eukaryota; Metazoa; Chordata; Mammalia; Dermoptera; Cynocephalidae. Bases 1 to 930 code for a protein of 309 amino acids.
AUGGGGGCAGAGGAGUCCAUGGGUGAGUUUCCUGGGUCAGGAGGAGACACGGACCAACAUCAGUAUCAGGGGCCUGGAAAGGAAGAGGAAGGCUGGAAGGCAGGGGGCGCUAGAGGGGAACCUGGGACAAGAAGCGGGGUGCAGACAUUCGUCCAUCCCCCCAGCAGUAACCGGCGGGUGCCCACGGACCAUCGCCGGCACUCCGUGUUGCCCUUCCAAUGGAGAGUCACACACAGCUCCCGGUGGAUAGAGCAAGUGUUGGCUUCAGAGCUCAGCCUGAUCGCCUUCAUCCUAAUGCUGGUCAUGGUCUUCUCCAAGAAAUGGCUAUACCUCUCUGGGAGCCGCUUCUAUCAGCGCUGGCCCAAGAAUGUCAGCAACAGCAUCUACACAUCAGCCCACAUCAUGUCCAUGGGGCUCCUGUACAUCUGCUACUCCAGCAGCUGCUCAGACAAUGGGAAAGGCGGUUUUAAGCUGUGGACAAAUCACCCGGCCUUUGGGGUGGCCAAGAUAUGCUUCAUCCUGGCCCUGGGGCUGGGCUUCGUCCUCACAACCUGGUUACACCUGCCGUACCUACCCGGUCUUCAGAGGAUACCCUCCUUUGGCUUCAUUGGGACCAUACUGAGCUCCUGUGAAGUCAUCUUCGUUUUCUUCACCCUCAUGUUGUUUCCUAUUAACCUCUGGAUCUUCGAGGUGGAGAGCAAUGUAUCAAUACCCAUCGGCCAGAGCUACAUCAUUGGCUGGUUGGUGUUUAUCCUGUAUGUCACCUUGUCGACCCUUUGCUACGUCAACCAUAAAAGUUUCUGGAGUGUGAUUCUGGGUCGUCCCUCUGGCACCAUGUCCUGCAGCCCUACAUCCAGCUCAGAAUCAGACUCUUUAAGUGAGCAGACUGUCUUAGACACUGCUACCAAAGGAGAAAGUCCUGGAUCCUGA